Molecule: messenger RNA, 663 nt
Organism: Lactuca sativa (garden lettuce)
Lineage: Eukaryota; Viridiplantae; Streptophyta; Magnoliopsida; Asterales; Asteraceae
Product: histone H3.3
Cellular component (GO): nucleosome
Molecular function (GO): protein heterodimerization activity; DNA binding; structural constituent of chromatin
Source: RefSeq, a predicted model, not a curated record
AAAACCACUCGAUGCGAGGAAACAAAGACGCUAUAAAUACCCUUGUGCUUUCUCAACUUGAGUUCUCAGAUUUAUUUUCCCCCAAAUUUUACCGAUUCGUCACCGAUAAGAAAAUCGUUCGCGAUGGCUCGUACCAAGCAAACAGCUCGUAAAUCCACUGGAGGAAAGGCCCCAAGGAAGCAGCUUGCCACCAAGGCUGCUCGUAAGUCUGCUCCAACCACAGGAGGUGUGAAGAAGCCUCACAGAUACAGACCUGGAACUGUUGCUCUUCGUGAAAUACGUAAGUACCAGAAGAGUACUGAACUUUUGAUCAGGAAACUACCAUUCCAGAGGCUUGUUCGUGAAAUUGCUCAAGAUUUCAAGACGGAUUUGCGAUUCCAGAGUCAUGCAGUGUUGGCAUUGCAAGAAGCAGCUGAGGCGUAUUUGGUGGGAUUGUUUGAAGACACAAAUCUGUGUGCAAUUCAUGCCAAGAGGGUGACUAUCAUGCCAAAGGACAUUCAGUUGGCUAGGAGAAUUAGGGGUGAGAGGGCUUGAUUUGGGUGUUAUGAAGUAGUAAUUAGUGUGUGUUUUGUUGGAUUGGAAACUGUGGUUUCUUUGUUUUGUUUGGUAGGAUUGUGGACUUGAUUGUUGGUGGAUUAUGGUAAUGGUUUGAGUAUUUUCUUA